AGGGCCAUUUGUAUCUGUAAGACUCAGGGGUGGACUGACCAUUUGGAAACUCGGGCACUGCCCGAGGGCCCGGGGUCAGUAGGGGGCCCCAUGAGAUGCCCCUGGUACCUUUUUCAUAGGCUUUUUUGAGUUUGGGCAAGGACACAGGGGUCCCAUGAUCCCCUAUUGCCUGGGGGCCUCAUGAGUUGUCAGUCCACCCCUGGAUGCUCUACUGGUGACAUUGCUGGAAUUAAG
This is a messenger RNA of Staurois parvus, 234 nucleotides long. Lineage: Eukaryota; Metazoa; Chordata; Amphibia; Anura; Ranidae. The record is from the annotation of a GenBank genome assembly.